Molecule: messenger RNA, 2542 nt
Organism: Aspergillus steynii IBT 23096
Lineage: Eukaryota; Fungi; Ascomycota; Eurotiomycetes; Eurotiales; Aspergillaceae
Product: DEAD/DEAH box helicase
Exons: 2
Coding region: 137-2047 (636 amino acids)
Cellular component (GO): mitochondrion
Molecular function (GO): nucleic acid binding; ATP binding
Source: RefSeq, a predicted model, not a curated record
CGGUCACUUGGUUUUUUUGUUCAGAGUCGGGGUUUUCUGAUUAUCUUUGCUUCGUUUUGUAUCUCUAUUCUUACGUUGAUAUCCUGUUCUCUGAUCCAUUCUUUCCCUGCCAUUCUCUCCCUUUUCGCUUUUCAUCAUGCUUAGCGCUCUACGCCGCUUCGGCGUCAGCCAUGCGCUGCGAGCCUCGACACCUCGCGCCGUUGCCUCCGGAUUGACCCCCCGGGCCUUGCAAUGGCAUCCUUCCUCCGUCGCGUCGCUCCAGAUCCCCUCCAAGGCUUUGUACCAUGUGUCUGCUCCCCGUUUCGAGGCCCAGGCGCAGUCGAUGACGGUCGAAGAGAGCGAGGAGUUGUCCAAGUUUUCGCAGCUAGCCGACAAGGGCCUGAUUGAUCCCCGAAUCAUCCAGACCAUUAUUCACAAGAUGAAAAUCUCGGACAUGACCGAUGUCCAGAAAAUGACGAUCGAAGAGACGCUGAAAGGCGGCGAUGUUUUGGCCCAGGCUAAGACUGGUACCGGAAAGACCCUCGCCUUUCUUCUUCCCGUGCUGCAGAAUAUCCUUGUGGAUCCCAAAUUGAGACUCAACCAACGCCGUAUGGCCACUACCAGCGAUAUUCGCGCCAUCAUCAUCUCCCCGACCCGAGAAUUGGCGGAACAAAUCGCCACUGAGGCGAGACGGAUCACCAUGGGUACAGGCCUCCAGGUGCAGACGGCCGUCGGAGGAACGCAGAAACGGAUGCACCUGCAGCUCAUGCGGCAACAUGGAUGCCAUCUGCUGGUUGGCACACCGGGUCGUCUGCUCGAUCUCUUGUCGGAUCCUAACAGCGGCGUCAGAGCUCCCAGGUUGUCCAGUUUCGUCUUGGAUGAGGCGGAUCGUCUGCUCGACGAUGGAUUCUCUGACGCAAUUCAGGAAAUCCAGGAUCAGCUCCCUACACACCAAGAGGUUGACCGACAAACACUUUUGUUUUCGGCUACCGUGCCGUCGGAGGUCAUGAGCAUGGUCAACAAGAUCAUGAAGCCUGACUACAAGUACAUCCGCACUGUGAAGGCCGAUGAAGUCCCCACUCAUCUCAAGGUACCCCAGAAAGUGGUGCCUCUCAAUGGUUUUGAAAAUGCCCUGCCUGCCAUCCUGGAACUGGUCAAGAACUACCAGGCCCAAGACAACGAGCGCCCAUUCAAGGGCAUCGUCUACUUCAACUCGACCAAGGAGGUCAACCUGGCCUACGAAGUGUUCAGAGGUCUACUCAACUCACCCGGGAACCUUCGCAGCGGACAUCCUCUGAAGAAUGUGCGGAAAUACGAGCUGCACUCGCGCCUCACCCAGGCCCGGAGAUCUCUCUACGCUCAGAAGUUCCGUAACGAUGCUUCCGCCAUCCUUUUCUCUUCCGACGUGACGGCCCGGGGUAUGGACUUCCCCGAUGUGACGCACGUCAUCCAAGUUGGACUUGCUCGUGACCGCGAAUCUUACAUCCACAGAUUGGGUCGUACUGGACGUGCCGACAAGUCUGGUGAAGGGUGGGCUUUCAUUCACAAGCGUGAGCAUAAUGCUUUCAAGGAAAAACUGCGCAAUCUGCCUAUCGAAAGGGAUGACUCGCUGGCUUCUGCUUUCGUCGACAGGACCGACGAGAUGGCCACUGUUCCUCCCGAGACCCAGGAGACCUUUGCUCAAGUGAAGGAAGCUAUGGAGAACGUUCCCGAAGAGUUGAGAGUUGACGCUUACAAGGGCCAGAUGGGCGGCUUGCUCGGCACCUUUGACAGCACCAAAACCAUGAUCAGCUGCAUGAAAGACCUGGCGGUGCAUGGAUACCAUCUAUCCGAGAUCCCCUCUACUCCUUCAUACGUUUUGAGCAGUGGCAACUCAGCUCGCCGUCCCUAUAAGACGUUUUCUGGGAUCCCUGACCGACACCGCAUGAACUCCCGUGGUCGUCAAAACUCGGGCUUUAACGACCGAUACAACCAGCGAGGCCGUCGUGACAGCGGUUAUGGCGGUAGUUUCAGAGGUCAAGGUGCCCGUGGCAACAGACGCCGUGAGAACUUUGAUUACGAUUUUUAAUCCAACACUCCUUUUCGAGCGGGAACCGGAAACUGAAAUAUCCCCUCCCUUGUUCCAACAACAACAAAUAGACGCGCAGCAACACAAAAGCAACCCCAAAAGAAGGCGAAUUCACAAAGAGAACAACACAACCAAACAAAAACUACCAUAAUUGCAAUUGCAUUGGGCGGCGUUUUCAAUCACUCUUGACAAUCCAUCUCUCUCCUCCGGGCCGAAUUUCUUACCCCUUUUCAUCCAUGUACAUUGACGCGUUAAUUUAUUCCCUUCACCUGGGCUUACAGUACUCGGGGGCAGCGGAAAACUUACCUUUGACUGACUUGUUCUUGUUUGUCCCUUCAUUCCUCAUGCCCAUGGAAGGAUCAUUCUUCUUCACGCUGGGCGUCACUGGGACUGGACUUUCGGGGUCUUUUUUGUUCAUUGUUGGCCCCCUUUUUUGUAUUUUAUAUUGUGUGUAUGUACGAUUGUAUGUAGCUAUAUGUACUUGAUUUUCUAGAU